Molecule: messenger RNA, 1122 nt
Organism: Apiotrichum porosum
Lineage: Eukaryota; Fungi; Basidiomycota; Tremellomycetes; Trichosporonales; Trichosporonaceae
Exons: 2
Coding region: 1-1122 (373 amino acids)
Source: RefSeq, a predicted model, not a curated record
AUGUUCCUCACCUUGAUACCGUUCAUCCUCGGCUGGGGAGUCGCCAGCGGCCUCACCAUUGACCCGGUCACGAAUGUCUAUCUCUGCGUCGGCGCUCUGACAGAUGUUACAUAUCACUGGACGGGAGGUACACCUCCAUACACAUUACAGGUGGUGAAUGCCAGCAACUGGUCCCAGGUCGACGCAAUCUUUGCCAUCAACUGGGAGGCGACCAGCUUUACUCACGCCUACCCCAUUGGUGGAGCUUACUAUGGUCCGGACGGCUACGUCUUUGGGAUGCAGGUGAUGGACUCUACAGGUGCCUCCGCGACGUCCAACGAGUUCUCGAUCUGGCCGUGUGCUGCCGCCUCCGGGUCUGCAACAUCGACGGGCUACGGAGCAAGUUCCACCAGUUCUUCCGCCGUGUCGACUUCCACCACCAGAACAUCUCAGUCGACCAACAUCGCAGUCAUUGUGGGCGCAGCCGCCGGCGGUGCAGUUGUCCUGGCUGUCGUGGGUAUUCUCGUAUGGUUCUUUAUCAGGCGGAACAGGAGACGCAAGAUCCACGGGGACAGUGUCCGCGCUUUCGUCAUUGACGGCGAGGACCGGGACGGCCACAUGGUGUACUCGUACGAAUACAAACCGACACCGUUCUUCCAGAAUGAAACGGUGUACACCCAGACCCACAUGUCACCGUACAUGGGCAGUGACAGGCCCCUUUUGGCCCACAACAACUACAUCCAACCGCCCUUCCACAACAUAUCACCACAGACGAGCCAUACGCCGCUCUUGGCUUCUCCUAAUAACUACCCAACAUCAUCGCUGGUCUCAACCACCCACUCGGCCGGUCCCUCUAGCAGUGCGGCUAUGAGUGACGUAGCCCAGUCGUCGUCAGCACCGACCAUUUAUUCCUCUGGUCACGGUACAGGGGUGUUCCCCACCUCCAGCACCAGUGCAUCAUCUACAACCCCAAUGCCCACCCAAUUUGACAAGGCUCAAUAUGUGCAAGCCCUCCUCCCCCGACCCGCCGGUUACCUUAGCCACGUGUCAGUCAGCCACGCAGAGGAUGCAGAAGACCUAGCGGUCGAUGGCAUGCUGCCUCCGAUCUACAAGGCAGAAUGGAAGAAGCGGGCGGACCGUUAA